AUGUCUGCACGUGUUUCUGACAGGCGAGCUCGUGAAACUGACGAGGAGCGUGCCGCUACGCUCCGAUUAGUCGCUGAACGGGUCUCUACUAGACGAGCCCAUGAGACAGUAGAAAAAACUAGCGAACGUAAAGCAUACAUGUCUCAACAAAAAGCUAGGCGACGAUCAGUAGAGACCGAUAUUGAACGCUCAGCGAGACUAGAGCAAGAUGCCGCUAGCAAGGCAAACAAUCGCGUUUGUGAAUCGCACGAGCAAACGGAAGUGCGUCGAAGAGACGCGAUAGCACAGCCGCGGUACCGUCUACUGAUGAUAUCGCCGGUAUCGAGAGACAAGGGCCUUCCUAAAUUGUUCUCGAUAGAGAACAACGCGAUACCAGGGCCGGUACCAGAAUGUCUCGCUCGGUUGUCGGUCGUUGAAGAAAUGCUCAUCGCUCAGAUCAUGCCGAUGAUGCAGACCUACAUUUUACCGUACGGUCAGUACGGAUACAAAGGGCACGUUAUCUGUCUACCGCAAGACGUUCAGUCUGUAGCUACCGCGUUGCCACGUACUGGACGGUCGGUAGGUGUGGUCGUCAUCAGGCGAAAGGGUAAGUCUGGUGGUCAUCGAGAUUUCCGCGUCAGACGUGCUGUAGUAUUAGAAGCUCUUCGUUGGCUCAUACGCAAUAACCGUUACUAUUCUAACGUAACGAUACACUACGACGUCGUAGACGCGUUGCCAGAAGACGGUACGUUGUCCGACUUGCAAGUGAUUGAAGACGAUGACCUAGCCAGACUAGACCCUAACGAUGACGCUAACGUAGACGAUCAAUCUCAGCAAGAAGGCUCGUCUGAUGACGAGGACUUGCCACUGCAGCGAACAGUGCUUCCUCGGCUAGGUACGGGUAAGUGUGAGAACGAUAUCAUUCGCGAUUCGGUGAAUGAAGGCGAUGGGCCCGCUAUUACCAAUCAGUUGAUCGACGAGUUUAAUUCGGAAGGUUACUGGAGCAGAGCGUUUCCUACUCUGUUUCCGACGGGUGCCGGUGAGUAUCUGGCGCCGAGACAGCGACGGCUAACGCUCGGUCGGUACUCGAAGCAUCUCAUUCGCUAUCGUGACGGACGGUUUGCGCAGCAUCCCAGAUUUCGUUACUUUGCACUGAACACCACGAUGAGAUGGCGAGCUCUCGAGACAGGCCGUGUGUUUGUCAAACAGAGAAUUGGUGAAAAUCAUCUGAGCGUGGAAGAACCGAAUGAGAUGGUUAAUCGAGGUGAGACUUCGUUUGCAUCUCGAGUAAUGAGGUUUAGUAGUUCUUUGCAUGGAACUAGACAGUACUGGUGUACUCAAAGACUAAACCUAGUGGCCAUGCAAGAGGCACUAGGCAUGCCGACUAUAUUCUUUACGCUUAGUGCUGCCGAUACUCAAUGGCCAGAGCUUCGGGACUUGAUGCGUCACUAUCGGCCAAACGCUAACCAAGACAGGGCCAGUGAGAGAAUAAAGGCGGUCAUCGAAAAUCCUCAUUUGACCGAUUGGUUCUUUUUGCACAGAGCAGAAAAAUUUAUGCGAUACUUUUUGCAAAACAGUCUUGGUGCUGUAGAUUUCUGGGCACGCAUUGAGUAUCAGCACAGAGGGAGUUCUCAUUUGCAUGGUGUGGCAUGGCUGGUCGAUGCUCCACAUUCUGAUAAGAUAAGUUCAGAUUGGGCAUGCAUGCACAGAGCAUCCGAGUCGGGCGAAGCCGAAGCCACUAGCAAACAAAUGAGAAGGGCAGAGGACAUUGCACAGGAGGUGUAUGACUUUGCCGAUGCCCCGGUAACUACGUGGAAUCCCACGUUGAAUGAAACGGGGGAGGGUCACAUGCCUCGAGCAGAAAUGCACCCCUGUCACAAACGACAUAGAGACGUGACCGACGAAGAGCAGGAUUAUGCUGAACUAAUAGCCAAUGUACAGAGGCAUACGAAAUGCUCAACGGCUUACUGUCUUCGCCGUGCUAAACGUAAGAGGACCUCUGCCCUAGCAGGGGACAACGAUCAUGGCAGUGAAAAGGAGCUACAGUGCCGUUUUAAGUUUCCCAAAGUCUUGUCAAGUAGAACACAUUUUGAACUACAAGACAAGCAGCCAGAGCUUGUUACGCAGCGAAAUGAUUCUCGCAUUAAUGGGCAUAACCGGGCUCGAUUGACAGGCUGGCGGGCUAAUGUUGACAUGCAGGUGUGUGUUAAUGCAGAAAUGGUGUCUAAGUACAUGACCAAAUAUGCCAGCAAGAGUGAAGGCAUGUCUGGACCUCUAAAAAAGACUUUCGAAGUUAUAGUAGAGGACUCGAAGAACGAUGAUCAUCCAAAGAAAGCCGUCCAAAAGCUAAUGACAAGGUCUGUAAUAGAGCACGACUACUCGGCACAGGAAACGUGCCAUCACCUUACGGUACGAUUUCAAAAGGACGGGGCGGGGCGUCUUGUCGAACGCAACAAAAAGGCUGUCAUUCGUUACGUUCCUGAAGUAAAGGCUGCACUUCCAAAUGAUUUGGAAAAGUAUGAAACUUACUGCUCUAGGCAGCUGGUAAAAUAUAAACCUUUUCGGUGCCCAGAAGAACCGACCGCUGAUUUUGGUGGUAGUGCAGUUGCUUCGUGGGAAGAAUGGCAGGGCUAUUGUUCCGACGACCUGACUCGUCGGAUUUGUUUUGCUCAGGACGUUGAAAGGGCAACAGAUCGCGACGAAGUAGAAAUCGACGGUGACAAUCUAGUACCGUGCGAUGUCGAUGAAAAUGGUACGUGCAAUAAUAGAUGGCACGCAUUAGAAGACGGGAUGGUAUUGUGUCAGUUAGAUGCUGACUUUUCAGAAUCUCCAGAGAACGAACAGGGUUCUGAUAGUAAUACCGAUUGGACAGCAUCUGCUGUGAAUUUUCCUGAUGCCCAGGAAGCCAUAACAUUUAUUGCUCGUAAUAAAUCUGAACACGGUGUAGUUGAUCAGAACGUUGACCUGAGCGACUAUAAUCCUGAUUUCUUACUAGGCAAUCAGCGAGUUGCAUACGACAUUGUCGAAUGCCAUUUCGAAAAACUUAACCGGGGUCUGUCGCCGGAUCCACUUCGAUGUGUCAUAUGUGGAACGGCUGGUACCGGUAAGUCAUAUCUUAUCGGAUGCUUUCGUUCUCUACUCAGAGGUGCAUGUCGUGUCGCUGCUCCGACAGGGUAG
Messenger RNA from Corticium candelabrum, 3156 nucleotides. RefSeq lists its product as uncharacterized. NCBI's taxonomy places the organism in Eukaryota, Metazoa, Porifera, Homoscleromorpha, Homosclerophorida, Plakinidae. The record is from RefSeq and is a predicted model, not a curated record. Bases 1 to 3156 code for a protein of 1051 amino acids. The transcript has 4 exons.